Messenger RNA from Eupeodes corollae, 6546 nucleotides. RefSeq lists its product as uncharacterized. Gene Ontology annotation, molecular function: nucleic acid binding. The record is from RefSeq and is a predicted model, not a curated record. Gene Ontology annotation, biological process: DNA integration. Lineage: Eukaryota; Metazoa; Arthropoda; Insecta; Diptera; Syrphidae. Bases 266 to 6235 code for a protein of 1989 amino acids. The transcript is spliced from 2 exons.
AAAAAUAAAAAAAACGUCAAAAAUAAACGACAUGACCUUUUUGUCCUCCUAUUUUUUGAGGUUAACUUGGCGGGCAUAGUCAUAUCAUCCACAUAAAAUAAUAGAAGCAAACUAAAAGAAUUUUGUAACUUAAGAUAACACAAUAAAUACAAAAUCUGAAUUAUAACUUGAAGUGUUUUAAUAAGUUACAAAAUCUGAAGAGCUUGAAACGUAACAUUUUACAAAAUUCUUUUAUGGUGUUCAUCUUUAACAAGUAAUAUCGAAUAUGCUUAGCAGAACCCCGCCUGCCUCCCUUGCAAACCAGCCUAGUGAACCGAUUGCGCCAGAAAACGCUGCGAAAGAAUACAACUGCAAAGCGUGUAGCGCAUCGGAUUCAAUGGACAACAUGGUACUGUGUGACAACCCCAGCUGUGGCUCUUGGUAUCACUAUAAUUGUGUAGGUGUCGAUGAUCUUGUUGCUCUUGGCCCCUGGAUGUGUGCGACGUGCACCCAAGCUGCUGCCGAGGCUGCAGGGCCAUCUACAGCAACAGCCAAAUUGUCAAAUAUAAAGCCAUCAGCGGCAUCUCGUAUUUCUAGGUCAUCAGCGAAUUCUCACGUUUCCAAGUCUUCAAAGGCAUCAAACAGCAGACAGCUUCAACUUGAAUUACAGAAGUUAGAGGAAGAAAAACGUUUAGCUGAAAGAAAAGCACAAAGCGACCGAGAGUACAUCAACAAGAAGUACAAAAUCCUGAGCCUAAUGGAGGAUGCUGAAUCCAAUUCAGAUGAAGAAGACGAUACACGUUCUAAUGCGUCUGCCACAGGUAGAACCUCGAAAUGGCUCAAAGAUGCUAGAUCUAAUAUUCAAAGCACUCAACUGACACAGCCAAACAACGAUCAAAUUUCCAUGAAGGAAAAACUUCCACAUCAGAGUGCAACUGCAGAUGAAAAUCAGGAAGAACCACAACAAAACUGUUCGCCCAAACCGACGAACUGCCGAACAUCUAAAACAAAUUUCAUAACAUUCGGUUCACCAAUUACGCAGGGAGUACACCAAGAACCACUGCCACAACGACCACCUGUUAAUGAUUCAUUUCAAAGGCCACAGCAGCUCCACAAUCGCGACUCUGAUUUUCACCAGCAAUUCCAACCAAAUUACCCACAACAGCACUCCUCACCUAUCGACUUACCAUUUACAGCUGCUUGCUUUGGUGCGUCCAACCCAAUCAUGACGAGAAACCAUCUGGCGGCUCGUCAUUCCAUAUCAAAAGAGUUGAAAAGUUUUAGUGGUGAUCCCGAUGAAUGGCCUCUCUUUAUAAGAAGCUUUGAGCGUAGUACAGAGUUGUGUGCCUUUUCCAGUAAGGAAAACCUUAUGCGUCUUCAACAGUCACUUAAAGGUAAGGCUCUAGAAUCAGUUAAGAGCUUAUUAACUCAACCGGAUUGUGUUCCACGAGUGAUUUCAACUCUGAGAAUGUUAUUUGGAAGGCCAGAAUAUAUAAUUGAAACGCUGAUGAACAAGAUACACGUCACUCCGUCACCGAGAGCUGACAAACUUGACACCAUAGUCAACUUCGCAAUAACCGUACAAAAUCUUUGUGCUACUAUAGAAGCGACUGGGUCUGUUCUUUAUUUAAGUAACCCUACUCUGUUAAGAGAGCUUGUGGACAAGCUACCUCCAGCAAUACGACUGAAUUGGGCUAUGCACACCCAGUCUCUUCCCAUUGAUAAUCACAAUCUCUCACAUUUCAGCACAUGGCUCUACAAAAUGGCUGAAGCUGUUAACCGUGUCAGUCUUCCAAGUACACUGAGUAGCGAUAAACAGAUUAAGCCAACUAAAGACAAAGGAUUUCUUCAUGUACAUUCGCAAGACUUUGAAACAAAUAAAUAUGCAUCGGCCAAACAUAAUUGUUGUGUUUGCAAGGGACAGUGUACAUCCAUUUCGAAUUGCAAACAGUUUGAAAGCCUAAGCCUUUCUUUAAAGUGGGCAUUUGUUCGUGACCAAAGACUUUGUCGACGUUGUCUCGGCAAACAUGGGAGGCAGAGAUGUAAGAUUGAGACGGUGUGCGGUAAAAAUAAUUGUUCUUUUAAGCAUCACCCUUUGCUGCAUAAUGACGAGAAGGAUUUUGGAACACAUAAAACGCAAAAUGAGACCAAAAAGUCUGAAGACAAAUCGACUCAUCAUGACGACCAUCUUUAUCACCACAACUCUGAAGCAAUCCUUUUUAGGGUGAUUCCGGUGACCCUCUACGGCAACGGUUCUAAGGUAAAUAUUUGUGCCCUGUUUGACGAAGGCUCAUCAGUGACCUUGUUAGAUGAGGAAAUAGCUCGUCAGCUCAAAAUUAAAGGCAUUGCUACACCUUUGCGAUUGAGAUGGACUGCGAACGAGCAUCGCUGUGAGAAUGACUCUGAAAUGUUGGAUCUUAAAAUAUCAGGUAUUUCUUUUCAAAAUAAAAAGUAUACGAUAGAAAAAGUCCACACUGUAAAAAGCCUUCAACUACCUCUGCAAUCUGUAGAUAAUGAAAAGCUCCAAUUACAGUUUGAUUAUUUAAAAGGUUUACCAAUAAGUUCCUUUGCCAGCCAGAGACCUCGGUUACUUAUCGGCAUUAAUAACUGGAAGCUGGGCUUACCUUUAAAGUUUAAAGAGGGUGCUGCCGGUCAACCUGUUGCUACCAAGACACGACUGGGCUGGACAGUUCAUGGUUGCUUGAAAAAUUCUCCUCAUGAAGAAAUGACAACGACUGCCAGCUGCAAUUUUCACGUAUGUAAGUGUGAAAAAUGUGACGAGAAUGAAGGAAAUCUUCAAGAACUUGUGAAGCAGUUUCUGUGCUAUGAAAACCUUGGGGUGUCUGUGCCAAAAAAUAUGUUAAUUCCUGUCGAAGAAGAGCGUGCCCUGGCCUUGUUAAAGGAGCUAACCUGUCGAAAGCAAGGAUAUUUUGAAACGGGACUUCUAUGGAAAGAAGACGACAUCGUAUUGCCAGACAGCUUUGAAAUGGCAUCUAAUCGCUUUAAAAGUUUACAAAAGCGGAUGGCAAAGGACCCAGAACUAGGUAAACUACUUCAAAAUAAAAUUCAAGAUUAUCUUCUUAAAGGCUAUGCACGGAAGCUAUCCCAACAAGAAUUAAAGGGCCACCGUCAGCGUUUAUGGUACCUACCCGUAUUUCCCGUGACGAAUCCGAACAAUCCCGGAAAAUUGCGGAUUGUUUGGGAUGCUGCGGCCAAAGUCAGAGGUAUGUCGUUGAAUUCGUUUCUCUUAAAGGGCCCAGACCAGCUUACUAGUUUAGUCUCAGUGCUUUAUAAGUUUAGAGAAAAGAACAUUGCUCUUUGUGGAGACAUUAUGGAGAUGUUCCACCAAGUAAGGAUUCGACAUGAAGAUCAAUACUCCCAGCUUUUUUUGUGGUGCGAUAACGAAAAAGAGUAUCCUGAGACCUACGCAAUGACUGUCAUGACGUUUGGUGCAACCUGCUCACCCGCUUCUGCCCAAUAUGUAAAAAAUGAGAAUGCAAAAGAGUUUGCAGAAGCCUACCCAGCAGCAGUAAAGGCAAUUCUGGAAAAUCACUAUGUUGAUGACCUGCUUGUUAGCGUCGAUACUCACGAAGAAGCGAUAGAGUUAGCUAAGAACAUCCGUUUCAUUCACAGCCAAGGAGGUUUUCAUAUUCGAAACUGGGUAUCGAACUCCCCUGAGGUGGUAAAAGCUCUUCAAUCCAGCAGCAGCACAGAAGUAAUGAGUCUGAAUAAGGAGCCUGAACUGAUGUCAGAAAAAAUUUUAGGUAUGUGGUGGUGCACCUCCAAUGACAUGUUUAUUUUUAAACCAACAGCUAAGCCUAAAUUUUUAUCGAUUUUGUCUGGAAAUUGCCGCCCUACAAAGCGAGACGUUUUGCGGCUGUUGAUGACCAUAUUUGACCCUUUGGGACUGAUUGCUCAUUUUUUAAUGUAUUUAAAAGUCCUCCUUCAAGAGAUCUGGAGAUCAGGUAUAGGCUGGGAUGAAGAAAUUCAAGACCAACAACACCAUAAAUGGAUCAACUGGAUUCGCAUCCUGCCUAACGUCAAAAAUCUUCACAUACCAAGGUGCUACAUUAUGAAAAAGUUUGAAAGAGAGCCUAAAAUGGAGCUCCACGUAUUCGUCGAUGCGAGUGAGUCGGGCUAUGCAGCUGUAGCAUAUUUAAGAUGCUCAUAUAAAUCUGAUACUGCGGUUUCUCUAAUUGGAGCGAAGACACGAGUAUCCCCAUUAAAAAGUCUAUCAAUACCUAGAUUGGAACUGCAAGCUGCAACUCUUGGCGCCCGACUAGCAAGAUCAAUUAUUCAAUCGCAUUCCAUAUCCUUCACCAGCAAAGUUUUUUGGUCUGAUUCAAAAAACGUACUUUCUUGGCUUCGUUCGGACCAUCGAAAAUAUAAGCAAUUUGUGGCGUAUCGCGUAAGUGAGAUUCUGGAGCUUUCUGAUGUGUCGGAGUGGCGGUGGAUCCCAACCAAAGAAAAUGUGGCUGACGAGGCCACAAAAUGGGCCAAAACUCCAGAUUUCUGCUCGUCCAGUCGAUGGUUUGUCGGCCCAUCGUUCUUACUUCAGCCUCCAGAAAGAUGGCCAAUGGAACAAGAGCAAUCACCCAACACUCUUGAGGAACUAAGAAACCAAUACGUAGGCGUCCAUUUGAAUUGUCAAGAAGCUUUAUUUACGGCUGAACGAUUCUCGAAGUGGAAAAAAUGUCUUCGUUGCUGUGCAUAUCUUCUUCGGUUUGUUAGAAAGUCACAGUCAAGAGCAAAGUUGAAGAAACUUUUAUCUCAACAUUUAAUACCGACGGAACAACAGCUCAUAGAUCUCACGGUUAUGGAGGAAGUAGCAAGCACCAUUGGACCUCUCACUCAAAAAGAACUGCAGCAAGCAGAGGUGACACUACUGAAGGAGGUUCAGCUUUCAACAUAUGAAGACGAAAUUGAUUGUUUAUCUAAAAAAAGGCCGGUGAGUAAAUCGAGCUCUAUUUACAAACUUUGUCCCUAUCUAGAUGAACAUAAAUUAAUACGUGCCAGUGGAAGAGUUGACCUUUCCAAAGACGUAGGUCAUGACUUCAAGCGUCCCAUCUUGCUCCCGGGAAAACAUCAGAUCACUCGAUUGAUAGCUCUAGACUACCAUGAACAAUACAAACACCAACAUCAUGAAUCAGCUUUAAAUGAAAUUCGCCAACGAUUUUAUAUUCCAAACCUGCGAAACGUCUUCAAUUCUGUCCGGCGGCAUUGUCAAUAUUGUAAAAAUGGAAGGGCACAACCACUUCCACCAAUGAUGGCUCAGCUACCCCCUGCCAGACUAGCUUCCUUUAGCCGUCCAUUUUCGUUCGUUGGCAUUGACUACUUUGGCCCACUGACGGUAACAAUUCACCGAAGGACAGAAAAGCGAUGGGGAGUCUUACUGACUUGCCUCACUACUCGAGGAAUACACAUUGAGGUUGCCCACUCCUUGUCUACUGACUCGUGUAUACUGGCGAUUCGUAAUUUUACUGCCCGAAGGGGAUUGCCUGUAGAAUUCCAUUGUGACAAUGGCACGAACUUUCGCGGUGCAGAACGAGAGUUGAAAGAAGCUUAUGCGAACCUCAAUAAAGAAAAGUUAAUGGAAACUUUUACAUCAACUAUGACUAAAUGGGGGUUCAUUCCACCAGGAUCCCCACACAUGGGAGGAAGCUGGGAAAGAUUAGUCAGAUCCGUUAAAUCAACAUUGGCUCAAACUAUGUUUACUCGCAAUCCUUCAGAAGAGCUUUUAAGAAGUUCGUUGAUCGAAAUUGAAAGCAUUAUCAAUUCGCGUCCUCUUACAUAUCUGCCUAUUUCAAGCGAGUUUGAAGAAGCGCUGACCCCAAAUCAUUUUUUGCUUGGGUCAUCUAGUGGAGUUAAACCUUUAGCAAUUUUCAACGACAAUCGGUUGGUGCUCAAGAACAAUUGGAUGACCAGUCAACAGUAUGCGGAUAAAUUUUGGAGGCGUUGGGUACAAGAAUACCUCCCAACUAUUACACGUCGCUCAAAGUGGUUUACUCCUGCUAAGCCAAUUGAAGUAGGCAACAUUGUCAUCAUCGCAGACCCUAACAGCCCUCGAAGUUGCUGGCCCAAAGGCAAGGUAAUCGAUACAAAGAUAUCCAGCGAUGGACAGGUACGAAGCGCUACCAUACAAACAAGUUCAGGGGUAUACGAACGGCCUGCUGUGAAGUUGGCUGUGUUAGAUGUCGAGGGUAUUAAUCUGGUAAAGUCCACUCAUCCGAGUGGCCAUACCGGGGGGGACUGUUAACAUCUCUGUCCUCCAGCCAGACAGCCAACAUGACGUAAAAAAUAAAAAAAAACGUCAAAAAUAAACGACAUGACCUUUUUGUCCUCCUAUUUUUUGAGGUUAACUUGGCGGGCAUAGUCAUAUCAUCCACAUAAAAUAAUAGAAGCAAACUAAAAGUAUGUAAUAAGUAAAUUAAAAUAUAAAUAUUGAAUUAAAAUAAAAUAAUCUUUCUUAACAGGAAUUUUGUAACUUAAGAUAACACAAUAAAUACAAAAUCUGAAUUAUAACUUGAAGUGUUUUAAUAAGUUACAAAAUCUGAAGAGCUUGAAACG